Molecule: messenger RNA, 4423 nt
Organism: Ictalurus punctatus (channel catfish)
Lineage: Eukaryota; Metazoa; Chordata; Actinopteri; Siluriformes; Ictaluridae
Product: E3 ubiquitin-protein ligase TRIM39
Exons: 6
Coding region: 268-1680 (470 amino acids)
Molecular function (GO): zinc ion binding; protein binding
Source: RefSeq, a predicted model, not a curated record
ACUCCUCGCAUUAAGGAAGUACAGAGUCCGAGAUGACUGCAGUCCUUUUGCAGUGUUCUGCUCUGGUGAGUUUAGUUUUAUUCUCGGUUUAUGGAGAAUUCUGAGUCUCAUUUUCAGCUCUGUGAAAGGAAGUGAUUACUAACUGGACCUGCAAAGUCGUAUAUUAACUUUAAACAAUCCUGAAAUCAGGGUGUGAUUACUUUUGAUCAAAGUGAAAGUGAAUCUGAACAUUCGGACUGGAGAGAACAACAACAGCAGCAAAAUAAAAUGGCUUCUAAGUUUUCAGAGGAGGAUUUCUCUUGUCCUGUGUGCUGUGAAAUCUUCACGGAUCCUGUUGUUCUGCUCUGCAGUCACAGUGUGUGUAAAGUGUGUUUGCAAAAGUUCUGGGAGACCAAAGGAUCCCGAGAAUGUCCUGUUUGUAGGAGGAAGUCGUCUAUGGAGAAUCCUCCCUCAAAUCUGGCCUUAAAGAACCUGUGUGAGACUUUCUUACAGGAGAGAAGUCAGAGAUCUUCAUCAGCGUCUGAAACAGUCUGCAGUCUGCACAGUGAGAAACUCAAACUCUUCUGUCUGGAUGAUCAACAGCCGGUGUGUGUGGUGUGUCAAACUUCAAAAAUACACACCAACCAUAAAUUCUGCCCCAUUGAUGAGGCAUUAACAGACUGUAAGGAGGAGCUGAAAACUGCUCUGAAGCCCCUACAGGAGAAACUGAAGAUCUUUAAAGACUGUAAACUGAACUGGAGUCAGACUGCAGAACAUAUAAAGAUUCAGGCCCAACACACAGAGCGGCAGAUUAAGGAGGAGUUUGAGAAGCUUCACCAGGUUCUACGAGAUGAAGAGGCAGCCAGGAUAGCUGCACUGAGAGAGGAAGAGGAGCAGAAGAGUCAGAUGAUGAAGGAGAAGAUUGAGAAUCUGAGCAGAAACAUAUCAUCUCUUUCAGACACAAUCAGAGGCGUAGAAGAGGAGCUGAGAGCUGAAGACGCCUCGUUCUUACAAAACUACAAGGCCACAGUGAGAAGAGCUCAGUGCACACUGCAGCAUCCAGAGGAUCUUUCAGGACCACUGAUCCAUGUGGCAAAACAUCUGGACAACCUGAAGUUCAGAGUCUGGGAGAAGAUGCAGGACGCCGUCCAAUACACACCUGUAACUCUGGACCCCAACACUGCUCAUCCUAAACUCACUGUAUCUGAUGAUUUGACCAGUGUGAGACGCAGUGAUGAGGAACAGAAGCUUCCUGAUAAUCCAGAGAGAUUUGAUGUUUAUGGCUGUAUCCUGGGCUCUGAGGUCUUUAACUCAGGGACACACUGCUGGGACGUUGAAGUAGGAGACUGUACACGGUGGUUAGUGGGUGUGAUGACAGAAUCUGCUCAGAGGAAGGGAGAUAUAUUCUCCAGAAGUGGUAUCUGGUGUGUGGGGUAUUUUGAUGGUAAAUAUAGAACACGUUCUACACCACAGUCAUUCACUCUCCUCUCAGUAAAACAGAAGCUCCAGAGGAUCAGAGUGCAGCUGGACUGGAACAGAGGAAAGCUGUCGUUCUCUAACCCUCUCACUAACACACACAUACACACUUUCACACACACUUUUACUGAUAAAUUACUGCCAUAUAUAAGGGUUAGUUGUAAAAAAUCUCCUGUAAAGCUCCUCCCACUUCAGUGCUCUGUAAGAGUGAAUCAGAUCAGUUAGAGCUGAUAUUGUUUUAUUCCAAUUCAUUAAUGAAAUAUUGCUGAUGAAAAGAUUCAUGUUCUUUGUGAAAGUCUGUUUUUACUGAAGUACUGAAAAAAAAAAAAAAAUUUUAAAAAUUGUUAUGACAUGAUUUCACCCUCACCUUAUCAAUUACAUCAAAAAUAAUGUGAAAACUGGAAAUUAAUAAUUGGAUUUUCUUAUUCUGAGUAUUAAUAAUUAGACAAUAAAGUAAAUGCAUUCACAUAAAAAAAAACAUAAUAAUUUGACACAGCUACAGCAAAUUGCUAGCUAGCUGACAUUAUCCAGCAUUUCAAUCAAUCACUGCACUCUAUUCUUUCCAUCUAGCUCUGAACCCUGCAGUGAGUUACCCGUCUAAAUUGAGAAGUGCGCUGUUUAUGCUCCGCUUGCUCUGUAGAUGGAUAAGUGACUGGCUAACCUUACCAAGCUACUUAGAGUUUCCUGAAGUAUUGAUACUUUCGAUACUGAUGUUGUAUCGAAAGAAUCAAUCCUCACAUAAAAAUGUCGAUACUAAGGUCUUUUCUUUUCCAGUGAUUUUUAUUUAUUUUGACAAAAAUAUUUAAUAUUACUAUUUAAUAUUUAUUUAUUUCGUACAAUUAUUUAUUUAUUUAUUUAUUUUUGCUUAAAUGUACUUAAAAUCUGUCCUAGAUUUUAACACUCAUGACUAAUUACAGGCGUGUUGAGAACACAAAUCACAAAAUCUUUUAAUUGUCAUGAAAAUGUAUUCAGAUUUAGCAUAUUAAUGAUGCAUUCACCUCAUGAAUAUUGAUAGAAUGAGUACUAAUAAUAAGAUAAUCUCCAAAUAUUGAUAUACCUUAGUUAUUAGUUGAAUUUGAAGUGGUUUUAAGUUAAAAUAAUGGCAUACUGUUUUGAAAUAAUGAGUCAUUUGCUUUUUCAACUAGUGUCUCCUUCACAGCUUUCUGAUUUUAUUUCUAGUAUGAAAUCCUCUUUCUGCUCUUCUGAUGUUCUUCCUUCUCAUAUUUUUAAAGAGGCUUUUCCUGCUUUGAGUCCGGUCGUGACCGCUAUUAUUAAUACCGCUCUAGUAAAUGGGGUGGUGCAGGUCACUUUUAAACAUGCUAUAGUACAACUGCUGUUAAAAAUCAUCAUCUUGAUCAGCAUGUCAUGAAAAACUACUGAGCCAUUUCCAAACUAUCUUCCAUUUCAAAAGUCUGAGAAAAAGUCCUUUUAGUAUUUUUGAUUCAUUUCAGUUUGGUUUCAGGGAACUUCACAGUACUCAAUCUGCUUUGUUGAAGGUCACCCAUGAUAUCUUACUCACUCUUGACUCUUGCUGUAUUUUAAUCUUGCUUGAUUUGAGUGCAGCAUUUGACACAGUACAUCAUGAUAUCCUUUUACAAAGACUUGGUCAUGUAGUUGGUUUUCAGGGGUCUGUGCUGGAGUGGUUUGCCUCUUAUCUCAAGGAGAGAACUUUUUCUGUUAAUGUAGGGAAGUGUUUCUCAUCCUGUGCUCAAAUUUCCUAUUGUGUUCCUCAGGGUUCCAUUUUGGGUCCUCUUCUCUUUUCUCUAUAUAUGCUUCCUCUAGGUCAUAUAUUAUUGAGAGACACCACUUAUCCUAUUAUUUCUAUGCCAAUGACACUCAGCUUUAUAUACCUGUGAAAAAUAAGACCUGUUUGUCUGACUGCAUGACAUUAAGCGCUGGAUGGACAUGAAUGUUUUCACAACAACAAAACUGAAAUAACCGUCUUUGGUCCAUCAGCUUUGUCCUCUGACAGGGUCAGACAGUUUGGUCCCCUCUCUUCUAAUGUGUACGACUGUGCCAAGAACCUUGGUGUCAUUUUUGACUCGACACUGUGCUUUGAUAAGCAGAUUAGUGCUGUAGUAAAAAGCAGUUUCUUUCAGUUAAGAUCUGCUGCUAGAAUCAAGAUGAUGCUCUCCAAGAGGGACCUCGAAACUGUUAUUCAUGCAUUUAUAACAUCUAGGUUGGACUACUGUAAUUCACUCUAUCUGGGUUUGCCUAGAACAACUGUUGAUGGUUUGCAAUUGGUGCAAAAUGCAGCAGCCAGAUUACUGACUGUCAGUAAAAAACGUGAGCUCAUUACACCUGUGCUCGCUUCUCUUCACUGGUUACCGGUCAAGUUCCGUGUUGAUUCAAAUAUUUUGCUUUUUGCUUUUAAAGAUUUGCAUGGACUUGCUCUGCAGUAUGUUUGUGAUCUUCUCACCCCUACACUGCUUCAUGACCCCUUCAAUCAUCUAGUCAAUUUCUACUCUCUCCUCACUCCCGCUCUCAGGCUAAAGGUGACCGGACUUUCCCAGUGGCUGCUCCUGGGCUUUGGAAUAGUCUUCCUCUUCACAUUAGAUCUUCCUCUUCUGUUUCUGUGUUUAAAUCUUCUUUGAAGACUGUUUGUAUUCUUUAUGGUUUAAUUGUGGGUGUAAAUUUUUCAUUGGUCUUUUUUGGUUUUGUUUACUCUUUUAAUUUGUUUUAAUUCUGUGUUAUAUUUCUUGUACAGCACUUUGGUUUCAACAUCUGUUGUUUUAAAUGUGCUUUAUAAAUCAAUAAACUAAACUAAACUAAACUAAUUAAAUCAAAAUAACGUGAUAAAGUUCAAAUAUAACACUUCCCCCCCACACACUUUUAGUUCAGGUCCAGAAACAAAUAAACCACGGGAUGAAAUUAAAAUCAUAAACAUCUGUUUAAAUGUAGAAUCUGGAAUAGAUUUAAAUUUAUCGAUGUAUUUUAAAUAACUUUAAAUAAAGUGAGACUUUGAAGA